AUGCGCCGCGGCGAGUUCCUCGUGCCCACGUACCAGAUCGAUCUCUUCUGGCACACGCACAUCCUCGACUCCGGCGCCGCCUACGCGGCGGACACGGCGCGGCUCGGCGGCUUCGUGCUGCCGCACGACGACAGCGUCAACGACCGGUCGACGCCCGAGACGAAGCUCAACGUGCAGUUCCGGCGCACGUGCGCGCUCUGGGCGGCGACGCGCCGCGAGGCCUACGCCGUCGACGGCGCCAUGUACCGCGGCGAGCCGCCGCUCGAGUACGGCGACGCCGACUGGCUCCCGGUGGACGCGGAGCGCGCGGAGCUCCGCUGGCGGCUACUCCGCGAGGCCAUGGGCGGCGACGAGGACCGCGCCGGCGGCGGCGCGCCGUCGACGGUCGACGCCGUCGCCGUGCCCGUCGUCGAUCAGGUCGCCGGGGACAUGGCGGCGCUCGCCGUCGCCGUGCCCGUCGCGGCCGGCGACAACGGCGCCACCCCCUUCCGCGCCGGCGGCUGGGAGUGCGCCGACGACGCCGGCGGCUGGAUCCCCUACGACGCCGCGAGCUCCGCGGCCAUCGACCAGGCCGAAGGGCAAGGCGCCGGGUCCACGGCGACGAUCCGCAUCGGCGCGAGCACCUACGCCGCGGACCCCUGGGCGCUCACGCAGACGAACGUCGCCACGGGCUUCCGCCGCGCGAUCCGCCGGAAUCCCGGCGCGGCCCCCGUCUCCGGCGCUGCCGUCGUGUCGUCGACGCCCCCUACCUUUGCGUACGCGCCGACGUGGUCCUACAAACACGACGGGGCCUGGUGCGCGUUCGACGGCGGGGCCCAGGCUUCGCUCGAGCAGGCCUUCCGCGCCAAGCCCGUCCCGCCGCGGGGCACGGUGCACCUCCCGGCCGCCGGCGCGACCUACAUCGUCGACCUCGACCACUGGACGCAGACGAACGCGGCGACGGGCACGACGCGCCGCGUGCACCGCGCGGGCCUGCCCUGGUGGGAGUUCGCCGGGCAACUCGGGGCAUUCGAGCGCUACGACGCCGUGUCGAACGCGGCCGUCAACGAGGCGCUACUCGCGGGCGUGACCGGGGUGCGCUACACGGGCGGCAACGGCCAGACCUACGCCGUCGACCUCCGGCUCCGGCGGCAAGUCAACGUCGCCACGGGCGUGACGCGGCAGAUCCGGGAGGCGCCCGACUUCAUCGCGGCCGCGGACCGCAAGACCGUCGCGCGCGGCACGCAAGCGAACCCGCUGCGCGAGGGCUACGUCUUCGGCGCCGGCGCGUCGGGCGACGGCUACUACCGCAUCGGCACGGCGCUCGGCGACGCGCUCCUCCGCACGCGGCUCGAGAGCAAGCUCACCUACGCCAAGGGCAAGGCGAAGACGGCCAAGAGGAUGAGCCUCGUCUACUCGAAGACGACGAUCAAGAAGCGCGCGGACGCCGUCGAGGAGCUCGAGGCGCUCCUCGCGUCCGGCGACUUCUCGAAGGUCAAGGCCGACCGCGAGGCGCACGCGCGGGCCGCGCGCGGGAGCGCGGCCGCCGGCGGGGCCGCCGCGGCCUGCGGGUCCUGCGGCGGCGGCGCGUGCGCGUCCUGCGGCGGCGGCGCGUGCGGCGGCGCCGCGGCGGCGGGCUGCGGCGGCGGCGGCGGCGGCGGCGGCUGCGGCGGGGGAGGCUGCGGCGGCGGCGGCUGCGGCGGCGGCGGCUGCGGCGGCGGCGGCUGCGGCGGGGGAGGCUGCGGCGGCGGCGCGCCGGGCGACAUCUUCCUCAUCUCGCUGGGCGUCAUGGUGCGGCUGCUCCUCGUGGCGUCCGUCGGCGCCUACGCGGCGACGCGGCCCAAGGGCGGCCCGCCGCUGCUGCCCGAGGCGGCGAUCCAGCAGCUGAGCCGCUUCAGCGCCGUGUGCCUCAUCCCGUGCAUCAUCGUCGACUCCAUCGGGUCGUCGGUGUCGGUCGAGCUCCUGCGCCAGUCCGUCGCGCUCGUCGUCUACGGCCUGGUCACGAUCGGCCUCGGCCUCGGCUACGCGCGCCUCUGGGGCGCCGUCGUGCUGCCCGCGGAGCUGCGCGAGACGUCGCUCUGGCGCGUCGCGGCGCUGGCGUCGGGGUUCCCGAACAUCGUCGCCGUGCCUCUUGUGAUCGUCGCGACGGUCUGCGAGCGCGACGAGGUCCGGGACGACUUCGACGACCGCGACGAGUGCGCGAAGACGGGCGCGGCGUUCAUCUUCAUGAAUUCGUUCGUCUGGUCCAUCGUCUUCUUCACCUUCGGCGUCGCGCGCCUCGCGGCGAUCAAGGCGCGGCGCGGCGGCGCGGGGGACGCGCCGCGGCCGCCGCCGCCGCGGGGCGGGCCGCUCGUGAAAUUCUUCUCGGAGCCCGUCAACGCGGCGCUCGUCGUCGGCACGGCCGUGGGCAUGGCGCGGCCGCUGCAGAAGGCGCUGUUCGUCUCGCGGACGUCGCCGCUGCGGGCGCUGGGCGGCACGAUCGAGCUGCUCGCGUCGCCGGUGGUGUGUUUGGCGAUUUUGAUCACGGGCGCGUCCUUCGCGAACGUCGAGUUCGACAGCAUCGGCAGCGACGACGCCGCGGUCGCGGGCCCGAAGGAGGAGGCCAAGGCGCUCGCGGCCGCGGACCCGGAGCUCGUCGAGGCGGCGCCGCCGGCGAAGAAGUCGGCGCUCGACGCGCUCCGGGGCGUCCGGCCCAUCGUCGCGGGCUUCAUCCUCGUGCGCCUCGUCUUCGUCCCCGCGACCGUCGUCGCCCUCGAGACGCUCCUGCCCCGGGCCCUGCCCCAGAAGCCCAUCGGCCGCCUCAUCCUCCACGUGUCCAGCGGCAUGCCGAGCGCGCAGAUCCUCAUCAUCCUGCUCCACAAGUUCGGCAUGAGCCGCGCGGCCGCGGACAUCUCCUUCCUCUUCGUCUUCCAGUACGCCGCCUCCAUCCUCACCAUGACCGUGCUCAUCUCCCUCUCCCUCCAGGUCGUGUAUUAG
This is a messenger RNA of Aureococcus anophagefferens, 2955 nucleotides long. RefSeq lists its product as hypothetical. Gene Ontology annotation, biological process: endoplasmic reticulum to cytosol auxin transport. The transcript is spliced from 2 exons. Gene Ontology annotation, molecular function: zinc ion binding. Gene Ontology annotation, cellular component: membrane. NCBI's taxonomy places the organism in Eukaryota, Pelagophyceae, Pelagomonadales, Pelagomonadaceae. The coding region runs from base 1 to 2955 and encodes 984 amino acids. The record is from RefSeq and is a predicted model, not a curated record.